Mytilus trossulus (common blue mussel) is the source of this 1397-nucleotide messenger RNA. RefSeq lists its product as uncharacterized. The transcript has 8 exons. The record is from RefSeq and is a predicted model, not a curated record. Lineage: Eukaryota; Metazoa; Mollusca; Bivalvia; Mytilida; Mytilidae. The coding region runs from base 97 to 1317 and encodes 406 amino acids.
ACCUCAUCGAGAUACCCACAGAGCGAAGACAAUCGAAAAAGCGUUUAAUUCUUGUUUAUAAAACAUAAUUAAAGAGAGAAGUUAUCCGAGUAAGCUAUGGGUGACGUAGAUAAUCCGUUUCAGCAGUUAGAGGAUGCCAAAAAGCAGCUUAUUAUGGAUUUUAAAGAAAAUGCAAAGUCCGUUCAGGAAUUAGAAUUUUGGAAUAGAAUGGAAAGCGUGAGAGAUAAUUAUCCAAAUUCCCAAGAGGACAGUUCAUCAGGAGAUACGACAGACGAAGAGCAAGUCGAGGGAGUGAAUUUGACUAAAGGCAAGAAAACAGACGAAAAGGUACCAGAUACUUCAGUUGAAGAAACAAUUCAACAGAAGUCAGCUGCCGGAGAAAGAGCAGACGAAGAAAAGACUUUAAGAGAACAUACUGAAUCAUUCCACAUACCUGAGAUGGAACAUGGAGCAGGGGAUGAUACACAUUUGCUUCAAAAGGAUUUUAUAUUCCAAAAUGAUGGCGUGGAGCAUGACUUCAGUCAAAAUGCUACCAGAGACAAAUCCCUGAUCAAUUUAUUUGAAAACGGAGACAGCAAUGGACUGGGAGCUUUACAGUUGACAGAAGACAAACUGGAAAUAAAUGAAACAGAAAACAAAAAUGUAUCUGCUGAAAAAGCCAAUGGUUGCAAGGUUGGUAUCAAAGAUCUCUUCAAAGCAGCAAAGAAAACAGCAAAAAUGGAAGCAAAGGAAUCUGAGAAGAAAAGAAAACUGAAAGAAAAAGAAACGAAGAGGAAACGAAAAAUCGAAGCCCGAGAGACUGAAAGGAAAAGAAAACUAGAAGAAAAUGAAUCAAAAAAGAAAAUGAAAAUAGAGGCUCAGGUAUCUAUGGAGGAAAAAACACGAGAAUUAGACGAAUACGAGUCAAAACAGAAAAGAAAAGAUGAAAAAAAAUCAUCACAGGGGGGAAAUAUAUCGGACUCUAAACAAUUUAAGCAGAAACAGAAAAUUGAUCAAAAUGAUUUUAAAGAAAAUAAACCAGAAACAAACGACAAAAAAGUCAAUGGAGAGCAUACAUCUUUUCGCGAAAAACCUUUAAUUGAAAUAGAGGAACAUAAUGGCAAGGUAGCAAAGGAGAAAAAAGAACUGAAAGCUAAAAAAUCUGCAGUGGAAGAAAAGGUGAAAACAGGCGUACCUGGAGUAAAAGAGCUAAACGAAAAACUUAAAUCAAUGGAAUUCAAAGAGAAAAUAAUUACAGAUGAGACAAAACCAGUGAAUAAGCCAAAGCUGAUGGAUUUUGUUAGAAGCCUUGUUGGAUUCAUUCGGAACAGAUACUAAAACGUUCAUUCAAACUCUGCUCCGAUCAUUCUUUGUUGCACAGUUACAUAUAUGUUUUUGUUUAUCUGUGAAUAUUUAUU